Messenger RNA from Entamoeba dispar SAW760, 849 nucleotides. RefSeq lists its product as uncharacterized. The coding region runs from base 1 to 849 and encodes 282 amino acids. NCBI's taxonomy places the organism in Eukaryota, Evosea, Mastigamoebida, Endamoebidae. The record is from RefSeq and is a predicted model, not a curated record. The transcript has a single exon.
AUGGUUACAGAUUUGUAUGACCCAAAAACAUGUGAAAGAAGAGAGAAAGAGAAUAAUCCACAAACACUUGGAGAGUGGUAUACAAAUCCAAAUAUUAUUAAAUAUGGUGAUGUUGAACAUAAAAUUACACAACGUUCAAUUGUAGUUCUUCCAAAAAAGAAGUUAAUGAAAAAUCCAAGAAAACCAACAGACAUAGUAGUUUAUACAGAUUCAUAUUGUUAUUCUGCUUGUUCACUUGUUACAAAAGGAUUAAAAGAAUGGGGAGGAGCUAUUCUUGUUAGAUUUGAUGGUGAUCCAUAUGGUGAAGAUGAUGAUUUUGAAGUAGGAUUAUCACCAACUACUGUUAUUGAUAUAAAUGAUAUAGAUGAAGAUAAUUUAAUUAAACAAUAUGGAUACAAAUUUAGAAUAAGUUUUACAGAAACAUAUAGAUAUAAUUAUGAAUAUAAUGAAAGAAUUCCUAGAGAAUUUUUAACAGAUAUGAUAGAUGAAAGAGUGAAUAUUUAUAGUUACCCUUAUAUAAUUGACAUCUUUGAAGAAGAAACAAAGCAAAUAAGAUGGGGAUAUCAAACAAAAUGUAAUCCAAAUAAUAAAAGAUUAGUUAAAAGAGAUGAAAAAUGUGAUAAAGAAAUUAAUAUAGAACAUGGACAUGGAGGAUAUGAAUGUGGAGAUAAUGGAGAAUGGAGUACUAAAUGUGUACUAUCAUAUUGUGAUGAAGGAUAUAAAUUUGAUUAUAACAAUAAUAAAUGUAUUGAAGAUGUAUGUGUUAAUCCACCAACAGAUGAUGGAACACCAAGCAUGACAGUAAACCUUGUCAUGAUAAUAAUUGGAAUAAUCACAUUAAUUCUCUAA